Zygotorulaspora mrakii is the source of this 2487-nucleotide messenger RNA. RefSeq names its product cleavage polyadenylation factor subunit CFT2 (gene CFT2). Gene Ontology annotation, cellular component: mRNA cleavage and polyadenylation specificity factor complex. Gene Ontology annotation, biological process: mRNA 3'-end processing by stem-loop binding and cleavage. Bases 1 to 2487 code for a protein of 828 amino acids. Gene Ontology annotation, molecular function: RNA binding. Lineage: Eukaryota; Fungi; Ascomycota; Saccharomycetes; Saccharomycetales; Saccharomycetaceae. The transcript has a single exon. The record is from RefSeq and is a predicted model, not a curated record.
AUGACGUGUACUUCAAGGUGUUGUGAUGAUGGAUCUGGUUCUGCUGUUGGCACCAUAAUACGAUUUGAUAAUGUCACGAUACUAAUCGACCCAGGCUGGAAUAGCUCAAAAAUUUCAUAUCAGGAUAGUGUGCAGUAUUGGUCAAACAUAAUUCCAGAAGUGGAUACUAUACUGAUAUCUCAACCGUCUGCAGAGUGUCUUGGGGCCUUUGCUUUAUUAUAUUUUCACUUUUUACCGCACUUUAUAUCAAGAAUUGAGGUCUAUGCUACACUUCCUAUAGCGAAUUUGGGCCGUAUAUCCACCAUUGACCUUUAUGUCUCCAAAGGAAUUGUCGGCCCGUACGAUACGAAUGAGAUGGAUCUAGAGGAUAUAGAAAAUUCUUUCGAUCACAUAACUGUAGUUAAAUACUCACAAAUAGUUGAUUUGCGAUCGAAAUUCGAUGGACUUACGCUAGUAGCGUAUAAUGCAGGUGUGAGCCCCGGUGGGUGUAUCUGGUGCAUAUCAACGUAUUCAGAAAAGUUGGUGUAUGCUCGCCGGUGGAAUCAUACUAGAGAUACGAUCUUGAACAGAGCGAGCUUGUUGGAUAAUACUGGUAAGCCGCUUUCGACGUUAAUGCGGCCGUCUGCUAUUAUAACUACUUUCGAUAAGUUUGGAUCUUCCAUGCCACAUGUUAAACGCAUCAAGCUUUUCAAAGAUACGAUUAAGGGCGCUAUAAGUGGUGGAGGCUCAGCAAUUUUACCUGUGGAUAUUGGAGGAAACUUCUUGGAUCUAAUGGUUUCGAUUAAUGACUUUUUAUAUGAGAAUUCAAAAAACAGAUUAUACACACAAGUACCAGUUAUACUGGUUUCCCAUUCGAAAGGCAGAUCGCUGACUUAUGCGAGGUCGAUGCUCGAGUGGCUAUCUUCCUCUGUAAUUAAGACAUGGGAAUCUAGAGAUAACAGAUCACCUUUUGACAUGGGUCGCAGAUUUCAUGUUGCAAUGCCCUCUGAGUUGAACAAAUAUAAGGGUUCCAAAAUCUGUUUUGUCUCGCAAGUUGAUAUUUUAGUAGAUGAAGUUGUAACAAAAUUAUGCCAGAUGGACAAAAGCACAAUCAUAUUGAAUACAAUUGAUAAUAAAGAUGAUGCAAAUACUCUACAGAAACUACAUACCAAAUGGGAAACAGCAAAAAGAAAACAAGAAUUGAAAGAAGGAAAAACAAUCUCAUUCUCAGAGAGUAUCUCUUUGAAAACACUCAAGUGUACUCCACUAUCAGGAGAAGAAAUGGAGAACUUCACCAAAAAAAUAUCUGAACGAAAGAUGAAGCAUCAUGAGCUGGAAGUUUCAUUAAAAAAAGAAGCCAUGAAGACCAACAUCAGUCUGGGGUCGCUAUCACAGAACGGUGCAACAAUAUCAGACCUGAGAGAUGCAGAAGAAGAAGAUGAAGAGGACGGAGAUACACUGUUGAACAUCCUAAGAAACCGCGACGAACCUUCAUCAGCACGAAACAAGAGUACAGAAAUUCCAGUAGAUAUGUACAUUCAGGCUGACUCACUCUCAAGACAUAAAAUGUUCCCGUUUCAGCCCGUUAGAAUCAAAAUGGAUGAUUAUGGAACUUUUGUUGAUUUCAAUUCAUUCCUGCCCAGGGAAAAUGAUGACGAAAUUGAUCUAAAAAAAAGAAAGGACAUUGAUGAUAAUGAAGAAGACGAAGAUCCAUAUGAUUUAGCGGAUCCUCGACGGAUACCAGUAAAACGUAGUCGCAAAGACAAUAAGGGCGAGAAAGAAGAACUCAGACCGGAUACCUUCGAUAACCUUGACUACUUGAACUGGAAAACAAAUCCAAUGAAAAGAGUCGAAUCUAGCGUGACUGUUAUGCUUAAAUGUUCACUUACCUGCAUUAAUCUGGAGUGUUUAGUGGAUCAGAGAUCUGCCUCCAUCAUAUGGCCUGCCCUGAAACCAAGAAAGCUUCUAUUAAUUGGCCCUGAAGAGUCUCAAAACCAAACAAUAGCACAAUCUUUGAAAAAACGAGAUAUAGAUGUUAUUGAUAUGUCGUUGAAUAACGACAUCGAGUUCAAUACACCCAUCAAAUCUGUUGAUAUCUCAAUUGAUCCGGAACUGGACCAGUUAUUGAAAUGGCAAAGAAUUAGCGAUGGAUACACUGUUGCUCACGUAGUUGGUAGAUUAGUGAGGGAAAAGCAGAAGGUACCUAAUGGGCUUGAUCCGUCUCAACAGCUAUUGCGGUCCAAAAUGUUUUUAAAGCCGCUCAAAACAACUUCAAAAGUUCACUCUGGAGCAUCUCUAUCCAUCGGUGAUGUUGGUCUUGCUGAACUCAAACGCAAGUUGAAUGAUCAAAACUACAGAGCAGAAUUUAAAGGCGAGGGUACCUUAGUAGUGAAUGGAGAAGUGGCGGUACGCAAAAUUAGCGAUGCUGAAACAAUUGUGGACGGAACACCAUCAGAACUGUUCUAUCAUGUUAAAAAGUCAGUAACAGAUAUGUUAGCCAGAAUAUAG